CCCUCCCCCACCUCUCUCACACUCAUUCCUCUGUCCGUUCUGAUGGUAGGCUGGUCACCCAGUGAUGGAGACUCGGAGUUCUAAAACGGCGCCGGUAGAAAAGUAAUUCCUCGCGGUCGGUUACGGCGAGGAUAAUAACGGCAAAAGAGAUCUAGAAUGGAGACGGUUGAGCAGCUCGUGUCGUUUAACCAUAUCCAAGUCCAGCUAAACGGAGGCUCGCCUUGGGGGUUCACGCUGAAAGGAGGUCUCGAACACGGAGAACCGCUCAUCAUCACUAAAAUAGAAGAGGGUGGAAAGGCAGAACAGUGUAAGAAGCUGAGGGUGGGAGAUGAGCUGGUGAAUAUUAAUGGAUCAGCCCUGUAUGGUUCACGACAAGAGGCCCUCAUCCUCAUCAAGGGAUCCUAUAGGAUACUGAAGAUCACCGUACGCAGGGUUCGACAGGAAGCUGUGAAGCUGUGAGGAGGACAGGAGUCUGUCCUCUAUCAUCCUGUGUGUGUGUGUGUGUGUGUGU
This is a messenger RNA of Coregonus clupeaformis (lake whitefish), 511 nucleotides long. Its product is annotated as protein Shroom4-like. Gene Ontology annotation, molecular function: actin filament binding. Gene Ontology annotation, biological process: actin filament organization. The coding region runs from base 157 to 459 and encodes 100 amino acids. Gene Ontology annotation, cellular component: apical plasma membrane; adherens junction; cortical actin cytoskeleton. The record is from RefSeq and is a predicted model, not a curated record. The transcript is spliced from 3 exons. NCBI's taxonomy places the organism in Eukaryota, Metazoa, Chordata, Actinopteri, Salmoniformes, Salmonidae.